CAUCGCACUUCCGCAAAAUCAUUUCAGAUGCUGAACAGCCUUUAUGAGCAGCACAGUGACAGAGAGACAGGUGUGGCGCCGUAACCCGGAAACACGACAGAGCAAAACAACAGGAAUCUUCGUACUGAAGUCAUGGACAAGAACAUUCAACAGGAUUUUGAGAACCAGUUCAAUGAUGUGGUCUCAAGACUACAAUCAAAGAAGAUGUUUCAGUCAGAUUGGGACAUUGUGUCCUUUGCAGUUUUCUUCAUCUUUAUAGGCAUGGUCCUCUUGCUGGUUCUUUUGGUUCUCAUCCGCUGCUGCUGUUGCUGCUGCUGCGAUGAGAAGCCAAGAAGACAGAAGGUGGGCAUCGACAAUAUGGCAAUGGAGCCAUGAUUUUCCAGAAAUGAUGGGAACCACUACAUUCAAAUCACUCACAAAAUAACAAUUGUGUGAAUAGCUUUUUAUAUCACUUAUUCCACCUAAUUAUUAUUUAUACUUG
Messenger RNA from Rhinichthys klamathensis goyatoka, 481 nucleotides. RefSeq names its product small integral membrane protein 22 (gene smim22). The transcript has 4 exons. Lineage: Eukaryota; Metazoa; Chordata; Actinopteri; Cypriniformes; Leuciscidae. The record is from RefSeq and is a predicted model, not a curated record. The coding region runs from base 133 to 375 and encodes 80 amino acids. Gene Ontology annotation, biological process: regulation of cell population proliferation.